AUGUCGUCGCAAGAACUGACACUCAUCGUUGCCGCCACGAAGAGCAUGGGCAUCGGCGCCAACGGCUCAAUGCCCUGGCAGGGCCUCCGCAAGGAGAUGCAGUACUUUGCACGCGUGACGACCAGGCUGCCACCAGAGAAUGAAGUGAGAAAGAAGCUAAGGAAAGGGUCUUGGAAGGCCGCGCCCGGCUCGGUCAACGCCGUCAUUAUGGGCCGCAAGACGUGGGACUCGAUCCCCCCAAAAUUCCGCCCGCUCAAGGACCGGCUCAACAUCGUCGUCACCCGCUCCGCGAGAGACACGCUGCUCACCCCCCUGCCGCCGAAGACGCUGCCCCUCACGGAGCCCCUCCGCGUGUCGUCGCUCGAGCGGGCCCUGAUGUGCGCGGACGCGCGGUGCGGCGACGGGCGCGUCUUCGUCAUGGGCGGCGCCCAGAUCUACGAGGCGGCGCUGGCGCGGCGCGAGGCGAGGCGGGUGCUGCUGACGAGCAUCGGCCGCGAGUACGGGUGCGACACGCACUUCCCGCUGCACCUGACCUGCAGCCCCUUGCCGCCCCUGGGCUGGAGGCGGAUGGAUCGCGCGGCGCUGGAGGCGUGGACUGGCGAGCAGGUGGAGGAGGGCGGGCAGGAGGAGGCUGGGAUCAAGUAUGAGUUCCAGAUGUGGGAGAAGAUUCCGGGAUCUGAAGUUUUAAAUAUACGAAGGACAUUUGAGCGUGAAGAUUAA
Molecule: messenger RNA, 720 nt
Organism: Clonostachys byssicola
Lineage: Eukaryota; Fungi; Ascomycota; Sordariomycetes; Hypocreales; Bionectriaceae
Source: the annotation of a GenBank genome assembly